This is a messenger RNA of Uncinocarpus reesii 1704, 2016 nucleotides long. RefSeq lists its product as uncharacterized. The coding region runs from base 1 to 2016 and encodes 671 amino acids. Gene Ontology annotation, molecular function: aspartic-type endopeptidase activity. Lineage: Eukaryota; Fungi; Ascomycota; Eurotiomycetes; Onygenales; Onygenaceae. The record is from RefSeq and is a predicted model, not a curated record. The transcript has 4 exons. Gene Ontology annotation, biological process: proteolysis.
AUGCGCUUGAGAUUCCGGUCGGGUCGCGGGAUUGAUGCACUGAGCCGAUCCCAAAUCGCCCUCGAGGUACUUUUGUUUGUCGCUCUUUCAUGGCACGUUGUCCACGCAGCACAGGAUUCCCCCGCGCCGCUGGCAGUUCCAUCCGGUUCCGACUGGGUCGCUAUCCGCGUCGGCUCCCCUCCGCAAUGGAUCAACGUCUUUCCCAACACCGGGAGCUCCGAGACUUGGGUGAUUGGACGCGAUGGAUGCGACUCUACUAUGGAAUGUCGUACGGCGCGGGGGGGUUUCUUUCUAUCGAAUGAGUCGAGCACAUGGAAUGGAAUCGGUUUCUACGAACUCGGCAACGACCUUCAAUUGGACCACAGCGGCGUUGGGAAUUAUGGCUUUGACAAUAUAUCCCUAGACGACAGGACAGUGCUGGCUGAUCAGAUCGUGAGCAUGGUCAACACCACUGACUGGUGGGUUGGAUCUCUCGGACUGGGGAUCAAAAAAACUACCUUCACCAGCGAAGAUAAACUAUCAUUUCUCAAGCUACAAGGCGUCCGGUCCUCUCUCACUCUUGGAGGUGUCGAUAGAAAUCGAUUCGUUGAAAAUACCGUUUCUUUCGUCCUAUCACCAGACGACCUUCCAAUGGUUGCGGUCAAAUCGAUAAAAGUAUCAUCCAACGUUGAAUCAUCUGGAUCAGAUAUUGUCGACCUUCAUACCCUAAAUCGACUGGAGCGCUAUACGAUUGAUUCGUCUUCUCCUUUCUUUUGGUUUCCGGAAUACAUCUGUGACGCCUUCGCAAAGGAAUUGGAUUUGGAAUACGACGAUGCACUCCAACUCUAUACAUAUGGAACAAACUCAACGACUUACGACAACGUAAUGAAUGCGAAUAUGUCAUUCACAUUUACCUUGUCUGACAUCCCAGAUUCCGGAAAUUCGAUCGAUAUUACUUUGCCAUUCUGUGCCUUUGACCAUCAACUCUCCUAUCCCUUCCCUAACCUUGACGCCAACGCUAGCUCGCAGGGUCUUCACUAUUUUCCCAUGCGGAGAACUUCCGACCCAAAACAGUUUACUAUAGGGAGAACAUUCCUCCAGGAAGCGUAUCUAGCGGUGGACUAUGAACGACAUAACUUUUCAAUCUCUCAAGCCAGGUUCCCUUCGGAUGGUGGUAUUAGCAGAGACUUGGUUGAAAUAUCUCGCCCGACAGAAAGCUCUUACAAAGGCCCUUCUAAACCGCAGAACUCUCUAUCUACGAGCGCUCUAAUUGGAAUUGGCGUGGGAGUUGGCGUCUUUGUUGUUAUCGCAACGUGCAUCGGGAUCACUGUUUGUCUUCGCAAAAAAGGCCGUAAACCUAAACUGCUUCCGGAGCCACUCCAAGAAAAGGCCAAAAUGAAAUGGCAAAGGCGGCGAUACUGGCCAUUUAGCUGCUCAAGAAUCUCUUCUACGCCUUCUGAACUAUCCAGUGAAGCUCAUUUUGUUGUUGAAGCUCCAGCAAACCCUGCAGCCACUCGAUAUGAGCUUGAGGGAUCGAAUCAACCUGUUGAAUUGGAAGCCUCGGAAGUGAUCAACACUUUUUAUAGUGUAAGCGGGAAAAGGCGGGAUGUUGCUAUUCCUCCUCCUGUUUAUCGGAAUGAAGUAGACGACAAGGACACAAGUGAGCCAGCAACACCACAGGGCCCUCCGCAAUCCGGUGCAGGGCCUCCUGUGUAUAUCCUGACUAGCAUACCGUUAGAUGCUAGUCAUAGCGAACCGAUUUUGGUCAGCCCACUGGCGCCAUCUAUGACCGUCAACGGAAGCCUUAGCACUAGCGGCCCUUCUCCGUUGACCCCAAAUCGUUCGUUCAACGGCUCUUUCCUUGGGAACGGCUCACUAUCGAUACGCCAACCAGGUGACUCGUAUUCAAGCCAAGUAACUGCUUCUGGCGUUGGGACGGGCGGAUCGACAUUGGAGACUGGGCCCGACGGGCCUUCCCACCCCGUGGACGGGCAACCGCCGCGUGUAAUAAGGAGGAAGUUUAGUUGGGAAGAGUGA